UUGAUGUACCAAAUUUUUAUUCAAUUUCAAUAAUAAUUUUAUUAAUAACAUAUCGAAACCCUAACACCCAAAUUGAUCAACAUAUCAUUUUAUAAUAUUAGUUAAAUAAAAUUAAAAAAAAAUGCAACACCAACAUCAAAGAUUGAAGCAACAACAACAACAGCAGCAAGCUUUGAUGCAGCAAGCUAUUCUUCAACAACAAUCUUUAUAUCAUCCUGGCCUAUUAGCCCCUCCUCAGAUUGAGCCUAUCCCAAGUGGAAAUCUGCCUCCUGGUUUUGAUCCAAAUACAUGCCGCAGUGUGUACGUGGGAAACGUUCAUACACAAGUGACUGAACCACUUCUUCAAGAAGUUUUUGCAAGUACUGGUCCCGUUGAAGGUUGCAAACUCAUAAGAAAGGAUAAGUCAUCUUAUGGAUUCAUUCAUUACUUUGAUCGUAGAUCAGCUGCGCUUGCUAUAUUAUCUCUAAAUGGGAGGCAUUUGUUUGGACAGCCUAUUAAAGUUAAUUGGGCAUAUGCCAGUGGACAGAGGGAGGACACUUCGGGUCACUACAACAUUUUUGUUGGUGAUCUUAGCCCAGAAGUUACCGAUGCUAUGUUGUUUACAUGCUUCUCUGUUUACGCUAGUUGUUCGGAUGCAAGGGUUAUGUGGGAUCAGAAAACUGGCCGUUCGCGAGGCUUUGGGUUUGUUUCCUUUCGGAACCAACAGGAUGCUCAAAGUGCCAUAAAUGACUUAACUGGAAAGUGGCUUGGCAGCCGGCAGAUACGCUGCAAUUGGGCUACCAAAGGGGCUGGUACUAGUGAUGAAAAGCAAGCGUCUGAUUCUAAAAGUGUGGUGGAGCUUACAAAUGGAUCUUCAGAGGAUGGCAAGGAACCUGUUAAUGGUGAUGCUCCUGAGAAUAACCCACAGUAUACAACUGUUUAUGUUGGCAACCUUGCUCCAGAAGUUACUCAGCUUGAACUCCAUCGCCACUUUCAUUCUCUUGGUGCUGGAAUCAUUGAGGAAGUCCGGGUGCAGCCUGAUAAAGGUUUCGGUUUUGUGAGAUACAAUAACCAUACCGAGGCUGCUUUAGCAAUUCAAUUGGGGAACACCCAAUCCAUUCUUUAUGGCAAACAAAUUAAGUGUUCUUGGGGAAGCAAGCCGACUCCUCCAGGAACGAGCUCAAACCCGCUUCCACCACCCGCACCUGCACCAAUGCUGUCAGCUGCUGACUUGUUGGCUUACGAGAGACAACUAGCAAUAAGCAAGAUGGGAGGAGUGCAUGGGUUAAUGCAUCCUCAAGGACAACAUCCUUUUAAACAAGCAACUAUGGGUAUGGGUAUGGGUGGGGCUGGAGCAAGCCAAGCUAUAUAUGAUGGUGGUUUCCAGAGUGUUGCUGCUGCCCAACAACUCAUGUACUACCAAUGAGUGAGGUGGCGUUAUUGUGUGCGCUGUUUGUGUUGUUUUUGAGUCUUUUUAGGAGGCGUUUCGAUGUUCCUCUCUUUUCUAUUUUUCUUCUUUACCCUUACCUCCAAAUGCCCAAUGUUGUCCACUUAUAUAUUCCUUCCCAUGAGUAUGGAUACAUAUGUUGUAUUUUUAAUGUUAGUGGCAGGGGUACCUGCUUGUUUGUAUAGGUAACGAAUGAUUUUGGUUCUUUGUGCCGAGAUACAAAUACAAUGGCAGCACAAGGCCCCAUCCUCUGCCUUACCUCUGUCCUGCCUGAUUUAUCUUGUAAAAA
This is a messenger RNA of Erigeron canadensis, 1715 nucleotides long. RefSeq names its product oligouridylate-binding protein 1B-like. The coding region runs from base 122 to 1405 and encodes 427 amino acids. Gene Ontology annotation, molecular function: mRNA binding. The record is from RefSeq and is a predicted model, not a curated record. Lineage: Eukaryota; Viridiplantae; Streptophyta; Magnoliopsida; Asterales; Asteraceae. The transcript has 12 exons.